Molecule: messenger RNA, 1464 nt
Organism: Phialemonium atrogriseum
Lineage: Eukaryota; Fungi; Ascomycota; Sordariomycetes; Cephalothecales; Cephalothecaceae
Product: glycoside hydrolase family 30 protein
Exons: 3
Coding region: 1-1452 (483 amino acids)
Biological process (GO): sphingolipid metabolic process
Molecular function (GO): glucosylceramidase activity
Source: RefSeq, a predicted model, not a curated record
AUGGCCGCCUCCGCCCUAAGUCUCCUCCUGUUGUCCGGGGCCGCCCUCUCCCACGCCGGGGCAGUCCGCCCCCGCCAGGCCGGCUCGACCAUCACCGUCGACCUGUCCAAGACGUACCAGACCAUGGAUGGCUUCGGCACGUCGGAGGCGUUUCAGCGCGCCGUGCAGAUGAGCAAGCUCCCCGAGACGGAGCAGCGCAAGGCCCUCGACCUGCUCUUCUCCACGACCAAGGGUGCUGGCUUGUCCAUCCUCCGGAACGGCAUCGGGUCGUCGCCGGACAUGAGCUCCGACCACAUGGUGUCUAUCGCGCCCAAGAACCCCGGGGGCCCGACUAAGCCGCUCAUCUACUCCUGGGACGGCUCCGACAACAAGCAGCUGUGGGUGUCGCAGGAGGCGCAGAAUACGUACGGCGUCAAGACUAUCUAUGCCAAUGCGUGGAGCGCGCCGGGAUAUAUGAAAACGAACGGCAACGAUGCGAACGGCGGGAGUCUGUGCGGUGUUAGUGGUGCGUCCUGUGCUAGUGGCGACUGGAAGCAGGCUUAUGCCGAUUACUUGGUGAGGUACAUCCAGUUUUACCAGGAGUCAAACGUCACCAUAACGAACCUUGGGUUCCUGAACGAGCCCGAACUCACAGCAUCAUACGCCUCUAUGACAUCCAACGCCCAGCAGGCGGCAGACUUCAUCAAGGUGCUCUACCCGACGCUGCAGAGGGCCAACCUCAGCCACGUGGGCAUCAACUGCUGCGACGCGGAAGGGUGGAGCAGCCAGGCGGGGAUGCUGGGCGCGCUCCGGAGCGUAGACGACCAGCUCAGCGUCAUCACGGCGCACUCAUACACGUCGUCGCCGGGCAGCCCGAUGAACACGCCGCACCGCGUGUGGCAGACCGAGGCCGCCGACCUCAACGGCGCCUGGACGACCGCCUGGUACCAGUCCGGCGGCGCCGGCGAGGGCAUGACCUGGGCCAACAGCAUCUUCCAGGCCGUCGUCAACGCAAACGCCUCGGCUUACCUCUACUGGGUCGGCGUCCAGGGCGGGGACACCAACUCCAAGAUGGUCCGCAUCAACAACAACGCCGUCGAGCCGUCAAAGCGCCUGUGGGCCCUCGGCCAGUGGAGCCGCUUCGUCCGCCCCGGCGCCGUCAGGGUGGGUUCCUCCGGGGGCGCGAAUGGCAUGCGGGUGGCGGCGUUCAGGAACGUGGACGGGUCCGUCGCCGUGCAGAUCAUCAACAGCGGGGGUGGCGCCGCCGCCGUCAGCGUUAAGGUUAGCGGUGGGGGCGAUGCGACGGCGGCGACGAGGGCCAAGUCCUGGGUCACGGAUAAUACCCGUGCGAUCGAGGAGCUGGAGGCUACUUUUAGCGGGGGGCUAGCCAGCGCGAAUGUUCCGGCCCGGUCGAUGGCGACGAUUCUCCUGACCCCGGGUGGGAAUAGCACCGAGGCUGAGGCGAGGAAAUAGCGGUUAGUUAUC